Messenger RNA from Symbiodinium pilosum, 363 nucleotides. The record is from the annotation of a GenBank genome assembly. NCBI's taxonomy places the organism in Eukaryota, Dinophyceae, Suessiales, Symbiodiniaceae.
AUGUUCCUCGAGAGAUGCCUGGGUGUCUUGAAACAGCGAGAUGGCGGACUCGAAGUUAGAAUAGCCCACGCAGCAUGCACUGCAAUUUGUUGUUGGUUUGAUCGUUGCGAGCGAGCCCCUCGAUUCCUAUCCGAUGAGCAAGCAAGCGGUAUAGCCGAAUCUGGUACUGCUUUUUUGAAGUGUCUGGAGAUCUUGGCACGAAUAGGAGUUUCGGAAGGCAAGCUGAGGUGGAAACUUCUACCAAAGGCACAUGCAAUGGCGCAUCUCAUCGAAGACCAGGUGAAAGAAAAGUUGAACUGCAGGUUCUACCACUGUUAUACAGAUGAGGAUUUUAUCGGCCAGUGGAAAAAGCUGGUCAUCAGA